Molecule: messenger RNA, 7416 nt
Organism: Catharus ustulatus (Swainson's thrush)
Lineage: Eukaryota; Metazoa; Chordata; Aves; Passeriformes; Turdidae
Gene: SLC39A13
Product: solute carrier family 39 member 13
Exons: 10
Coding region: 3740-4834 (364 amino acids)
Biological process (GO): zinc ion transmembrane transport; intracellular zinc ion homeostasis
Cellular component (GO): membrane
Molecular function (GO): zinc ion transmembrane transporter activity
Source: RefSeq, a predicted model, not a curated record
ACAGCGGCACAGGGACCCCGGGCGGCAAUAGCGCGCUGCUCCGGAAAGGUGCGUGAGCAGCGCUCCUUGCUAAUUCGCCCCGCGGCGAAUACGUCUCGCUUUGCAUGGCUCAGCGUUCCUCGGGUGGGAAACGCGCGCUGUCUGUCCCCUCCGCCGCGAUGUGACAGACAGUGACAGAGCGGGCCCGCCGCGGUAAUCGCCUGCCGUGAGAGCGGGGCUGGAGCCCGGCCCGGCGGGGCAGCGGGAGCGGGGCGCUCUGCCCGGCCUGUGCUUCGGGCAGCCACGGACAGUGGGCUGCGAGGAGAGCAAUCCCAGCCAGCCCGCAGGGAACGAAAACUGGUCCUCAGACUUCCCUCUCAUCCUAGCGACGAAGGGAUGCAGGAUGGGGAAGAAGGCGCACUCUCCCAAACUCCGACAGUGUUAAGUCGGUUUCAAAUGCCUUCCUUGCCCAGCUCGCAGGUUUGCCCCAGUCUGUGAUCUGUUCUGAUCUGCGACCCCAUUGUUUGUAAAGCUGGGCAUCCCCAGCUUUUAGCUGCGCACGCUGUCUGUGCAGAGUGAUAUUUUAUGAGAAGGAUGGGGCAAAAGGGAAAGGUCCCACCAGAGCAGUGCAUUCCUUAGAGAUGGGCAGUGAGUCAGAGAGAAGGGAGUGCUCAGGGAGUACUGGAGACCUUUUGUGCUGCUGCCGAGGUCAGGCUUUCCAGGAGGAAUUCAAAACUCCACAGGGCUAAUGGAGGGAGGUGGCUCAUGCAGAGGUUUUUUUGGCUGAAAAUUAUGCUUCCUCCCUGGAAAAUAACUUUUUCCAUUCCAUGUAGUACUCUUUUGCAACCGUAAGACCAGGCAACUGGCUUCCAGGGAAAGCACUUGUAAAAAAAAGCCUUUUCUUUUAAUUUUUUUUUCCUUCCAACAACAUCUAAAACGUUAUUAUGUGGCAAUGAGCAAUUGCACGGAGAAAAGAAAUUGUGUGGUCUGAGAAGGCAGAAUAUUUAGGGAGAGAGUAAUAGAUAGAGGCAUGGUCAUCACGUCAAUAUUUAAUUUUCUCUUUUCCAGUAGGUUUUUGCCUUGGCAUUUUAAUUUUAUCCCUGUUUUCUCAGUCACUGCCUGCUAUAGAGGUGCUCAGUGUGCACUGUGAGCCUCAUGGAUAUCCUGGCUUGGGGUGCAGCUUCCUCUGCCCCUGCUCAGGACCGUGUAAAUGGCAAAUUCUCGUUUAUUUGUUCUUUCUGGACUGGAAAAACCUAAUGGUUAUUCCAGUCCUGAGGCAGUUGCAGGAGGAGCUGAGCAGACCUGAGUCAGACACGUGGUGCUCUGGAGAGUGCUGCCAGUGGUCAUGGUCACCAUGCUGUGAAUCAAGCACAGCUGGGAGCUGUGAUCCCCGCCGGAGAAUUGUCAAAACUGAUAAGUGAACGACCUGCUGGUUAUUUUUCCCCCAGGGUUGCAUACUCUUAAGUAUGUGAUAAACCCUUCUUGAGAAAACACAUCUCCAAACCUGGUUAUGCCUCUGCCUCAUGACCAGAGAUGUCUCUGAGAACAUGCAGUGCUUUCUCUAGAAAUUUCUCAAGACAUUCUCUGACUGGGUUUCUAAAACAGAUACUGUUGUCUAAAAUUAAGGGUAGGUAGAGACUUCCUCCACCCUUUGCAACUGUUUUGACAGGGUAUUAUUUUCCUCUUGAGCAUUUUUUUUCCGAUGACUAUGUCUUCACUGCCUGUUUUUUCCCUCGUAAAUAUUUCUCAUAGGAGCAACCAGUUUGAGUGUUUGAAUUUACAGACUUUGCUAAUGUACUAAUGAGAUGGAGAAGUAAAGGGGCUGUGUAGAGAUAAAAAGUGGAGGUUUUUUGGGUUUUUUUUGAGCAAGUGGUUAUGAUGUGUUAGGAAUAAGGAAAUGCUGGGAAUAUGGUCUAAACAAUUAGCUAGACACAAAGAGCAGUUCAGGUGUGUCCUGGACAAUACACUGAUUGUGUAUAAAACAUCAUAGAUGUUUUAUAAGGAGGAGGAAUUUAUUGCUUGAGAUAUGGGGUUGUUCUUGAGGCAUGAUGUAAUUAAUGAUGGUCUGGCUGCACAGGAGUAAAGAAAUCGACCUGUUGAAUCAGUUGCAGUAUUUACUUUUCCAGAUUGAUUCUCAAAAGCUGUGACGAUGUUACAGAAGAGAUUUGUGCUGCUUCUAUCAUUACUGAGCUGUGUUUGUUGCUUCCUCAUAGGCAUGUAUAGUUGUAUAAAUUCUGACUUAACUUUGGUGUAUUCCUCACAAAGUUCUCACAAAGUUGUUUUACAGGUGUAAUCCUAUCCUAAAAGAUGAGGACAUCUAUCAGGCCCACUCCAGGGAUGGAAGGAGUGUAGUCCUGGAGGACUUCAAUGAAGGGAUCUAAUCUUUGCAAUGACAUAGUAUUUGCAGCAGCUGUUUCUUUUUCUCAAAAUAAAAAAAAUCAAAAAACCCCAACAAAAAGUAGUGCUGAAGAUUCUGCAUCCUAGAUAACCUCUUUCAGUAUAUCCCCAUUUUGACACUAUGUAUAUUUGUUUCUUCAUAGUCAGGCUAAAUCUUGUUUACCAUUUGAACUGAAGUGGAAGAAGAGUUGAGCACUUUCCCCCUUUCUUGUGACUUAAUGUAUGCAGGCUGUUCUGUUCCUUUGGUGUUAUCUUUUUAAGACUAAACAAACCCAGGUCCUUCAGUUGUUUUUCUAGGUUGUGCUCUCUGCAUUCUCUUUUUUGUUUCUUUCCACUGCAGUGUAUCAGAUUUUUGCAUGUGUUUUAUGAGGAAGAAUAUAUGGGGCUGGAUGUGGUCUGUUGGCUAAUGUCCCACCUGUGAGACCUACAGUGGCACUACUACUAUGUCUAAGGAUGACAUUUAUCCUUUUUGUAGCAACAUUAGCCUGCUGGUUUGGAAUUACUUUCUCAAUCAGUGUGUGCUUUUUCUUUGUGGCAUGUUGGAAUUACUACUCUGUCACUUCCAUUUGAUUCCACACCUGCCAACCCUGCCCUUAGUGUACUGGUUUGUACUGAUUUUUGCUGAGAUUGGUUUGAUAGUGGGUUAUACUUAGGUGUGCGAUUCCUGCAGCCAGAUCAAAACACUGCAAUAAGAUGCCCCAAAAUCCUGAGCCGGUUUGAACUUGCUGUGUUCAGGGAUUUUAUUUUUUUGUUGUAAGAGAAAAGUGAUAGCAUUAGUGGUCCUUGCUCAACUAGCCAAGCCAGUGUCUUCAGUGAUUCCUUCUUGCAUCCCUCUUCCUGAUAUCCAUGGUCACUGUGCUUGGAGAUUGGUGUUCUCCUUCAGAGAGAAGGGACCCUGUCCCUUAGUUUCUUUGUGGUUGCUUUUGAUUGCAGCUUGGCCUUCCUCCUGCAGUGUUUUUGUUCAGGGACUGAAAUUGGCAAGGGGCCAUGAGUUUAAAAAAAGUAGUUUUUCCUGCUUGUUUGUUCUGAUGCUGCUCACUGGUGGAGUCUGGUGUGUGCAUGGAGAGGUGAUGCUUCAUAAAGGAGGGGGGCACAAGGGACAACACUGCCGUUUUCAUCCACAGCCUUAGAUUGGCUCCAACACCCUGAAUUUUGUCUUGAGAAUUUCAGGUCCCUUUCUAUCUGGCUGUUACUUAAUGCUUUGAUAUCUUUAUCAAUUUCUUAUCUUAUAGGUAACUACAAACUGAUCAUUUAAUUUGAUCAAGAGUACUUCAGAGGAUCGAAGUUACUGGUGUGUAACUUCUCCCACCUUUUUUUUUCCUUUUAUAAAGAGAUUGGCCAGCCUGGCUGAGACCACUUAGCAAUGACAAAACAAAAACUGCUACUUGAUGGGACGCUCUCCUUGUUUCUGAUCGCGGCCUGUGAAGCUCAGCAGCUCCCGAGGAGUCAUGUUGCUGCUAGUUCUGGUUCUGUGUGUGACAAGGAGGCAGAGUCCUGGGGACACCUGUUCAGCAGCGAGCGGCUGGACGCUUGGAUCUGUUCCCUCAUUGGUUCCUUCAUGGUGGGGCUGAGUGGGGUCUUCCCCUUGCUGGUGAUCCCUCUUGAGACGGGAGCUGCGCUGCGGUCAGAAGCUGGUUCACACCGUUUGAAGCAGUUGUUGAGUUUUGCAAUUGGUGGACUACUGGGAAAUGUGUUUCUCCACCUGCUUCCUGAAGCCUGGGCCUACACAUGCAGUGCAACAACAGGAGAAGGGCAAAGCUUUCAGCAGCAGAAGCUUCUGGGUCUCUGGGUGAUCAUUGGAUUCCUGACCUUCCUGGUGCUAGAGAAGAUCUUCCUAGAGAAAGAGGAGGAGUAUCCUGGUGUGGACUGUGAUUCCAAAGCACCAUCUGGAAAGAUUCCCAAUGGAAGUGGCUGCCCCCUGCCAAAGGGGUCCUCUAAGUCCCAAAGAGCACGAGCUCAGUGUAAUGGCUCCUCUCUCCAGUCUGGUCCAAAAACCAACAGAAUCAAGGUUAGUGGAUACCUCAAUCUGCUGGCCAACACCAUUGAUAACUUCACACACGGCCUGGCAGUAGCAGCCAGCUUCCUGGUUAGCAGAAAGGUUGGGUUCCUAACCACAGUGGCCAUUCUCCUGCAUGAAAUCCCACACGAGGUUGGAGACUUUGCAAUCCUACUUCGGGCUGGCUUUGACCGCUGGAGUGCAGCCAAGAUGCAGCUUUCCACAGCUCUGGGAGGAAUUCUGGGAGCCUGCUUUGCAAUAUGUGCUCAGUCACCAAAAGGAGCAGGAGAAACAGUAGCCUGGAUCCUCCCUUUCACUUCUGGAGGAUUUCUGUACAUUGCCUUGGUAAAUGUUGUGCCUGAUCUCCUGGAGGAAAAGAAUCCUUGGAAUUCCCUGCAGCAAAUUCUGCUCCUGUGUACGGGCAUUACAGUCAUGGUGCUACUCGCGCUCACAACUGAGUGACCUCUGCGCAGACCUCAUGAUGCCUCCCAGAGCCACCACAGUGACUCUGAGCUUUACAAAGCAAUAAGGAACACUAAUGUUACUCCUACGUGUGUGUGCGCAGAUCUGGCUGCUAGUAUGAGAAGCAGGUGAGAGAGAGGUCUGCCUGUGCAAGACUUCAUUCCCUGGCUCUCCUAUCCCUGUUCUGCUAAAAUCCACACAUGAGGGCUUCUGUUCUUUUUUUUUGUUUGGUUGGUUGGUUUUUAUGGAGCAAAAGAUACACUGGGCAGAAAUGAACUGAACAACUGCUCCACUAUGAGUGAAUGAUGUUUUAUUUGGUUGAUCCUGAUGGAACUGCACCUCCCAAGCUCUUGCAUGAAAACAACAGAGGUGAUUCCUGUAGCUGAUGAAGAUAAAGGAUUUUUCCUACCACUUUAAGGGCUGGAGGCAGAGCAGGCAUGGCAAAGGAACAAUAAAGAGCUUUAGCCAGAACCUCCUACCCAUGAGAAGUUGAUGGUGCUAUGAGAUAGAGGGGAAGAGACCCUUUCCAACUUGAUCUCCAGCUGUUCCUAAAGGUAGUAUUGGCCUCAGCAGUCCAGCUCUUUUGGUCUAUUUUGUUUACAUUGAAAUUGAGCCAAAAGCUUGAGGCGCUUUAGGGUAGGUCACUACAAUUAAAUGGCUCCGUUUGGAGAUUACUUUCCUCAGCCCUAACUACACCAGUAGCCAGCACAGCCCAACUGUGUAUCUGAUAAAUGAUCAAUAAAUGUUUCUUCAAUUGCCAACUACCAGCUCACUCACAUCUGGAGGGAAAGCCAUGUAGCUGUUGUGACUGAGCUCCCUCUCCUCAUAAUCAUUAGUUGAAAACUCCUCUGAACCUGCUCAUGAGACCUGAUUGGCACGAUCUGCCCCACACCAUGUUUCAGAGCUUUCUUGAGGUGUAGCAUGUUAGAGCUGCCCAGCAUGCUACAGCAACCCUGGCAGAGGUGCUUGAACACUACAGCCUGGUCAGCAACUGAAAACUCCUGGUUAGCUCUUCCUCUGUUCAGUGUAGACUUUUUAAGAGCAUACUGUAGAUGGUAGCCUAUUUCUGGAGUUCUUACCUCACACUGGAGUUCAUCUGUUGAGGAUGAAUGAAUAAGAAAUAAUACUGACAGCUUUUAGAUGGGAAGGUUGAAACUGCUGGUGAAAAUAUUUUUAAGUAAGGUGAGAAAGAGAUAUGAAAAGGUGACAAUAAGUAUGCUUUAAGAGGAGUUUUCUGUUACGUGAUGCUUGGGAUUAAAUUUCUGGCAUUUUGAGAGCAAUAAAAAGAAAUAAAAUUUCUAGUGCUUUCCUCCAUCCCAGCUCACAGAGCUGACCAGGCCAUAAUUCCACAGAGAUGUGCACGAUUACUAGAUCCUCCUUUCUGUAGAACUUUGCUUUGUUUGUAUUUGUUUAAAAACAGGUCUAAUUGAACUAGCAGAGUCACUGAACACAAAACAGGUGCCAGAGUGUGAUUUACACCAACUUAGCUCAGUCUUUUAACAGCUCUUGUGAAGCAGUACAGCUCUCCAGUCUGCCCAGGGCCUUACCAAGAGGGCUCGUGCCUUUAGAGGGCAAUUUGGGUCAGAGCAGCAAGGCAGGUAGGCUGCCCACAGCAAGGCAUUACUUCCCUAAGAGAUUCCUGAACUGUUGACACAGUUCUUUUUUAUGACAGCUCCUGUCCUACUUUUCAGUGGGUGCUGGAGAGCUCAUGCUUGCAGUUCUGUCUGCCCAGGAACUGCUGUCUGAAAUUUUUUCAGCUUUUCUUUCUCUGAGCUUACAUCAGUAACUAGUUUCACUGCAACAAGGAGGGAGGCUUAGUGCAAUUGUUUAUUCCUCUUUACAAAAUUACCUUCCUGUGCCAACUACUCUCUCCAUCAUUCAGUUGUCAUGAGGUCUGAAGGUAGCAUCCACUUCCUGCUUUCCUGGAAGGAUGAUUAAUCCUGUUAGCUUGCAGGGACUGGGGGAGUAUGCCAGCCCUCUGGUUCUAGCUUUGGGGGUUCCUUCUGCCCAGGCACUGCAGCUAAGAAGACCACAUAACAGGGCUCUGGAGGAAGCAGGCUUGCACAGAAAGUUGUGCCUGCUGUUUCUCAAGAUGUCUUUCCCAAAAUAAGGCUGGCAUUUAAGUUGAGGCAUUGCCAGGUGAGUGCCCAUGAGUUGGCGUUGUUGCAUCAGCACUGAGCCUUGCCAAGACUGAAAACCACAGUCAGGAUUUUAUACUCAGCGUUCAGGAAUGUGAAGUGGAUGACACUGAAGAAAGAAUUUCUGAGCUGUUUUUCUUGGCUGCUGUCACAGGCAUGGAUAGUCUGUGGUUCUUGGGAAGAUACCCUGGUAGGAGGUAGCAUGGGGCUUGUGGGUGGGAGGGGUUUAAUAGAUUUCUACUGCAUCAGCCGUGGGGCUGAGGAUUGAGAGCCUUGGGAGGAAAUGGAGCAUCACUCCACCACAUUCGUCACUUUUGGAAAUGCAGAGAGAAUUGUAUUUUCUAGCUCUAUUUUUUCAGCUGCUCUUAUGCAUUUUCCCCCUUCAUCUGUAUUGGUCUGCUCUGCAUGGAGACAAUAGAGAUGAAAUAAAUGGUUUUCCAUGUC